GGGUAGCUACAUGAGAAUGGGCCUUUUCUGUGGUGGCUCCCUGUUGACGGAACACGCUCCUUGGGAGGCUCGCCUGGUGCCAUCAUUGUAUAUCUUUAGACACCAGGCACUUUAUAAACAGGUAUUUGGCCUUUGACUAUCUGUGGCCAUUUAAAAGUGGGAAAGGGAUGUUUUAAAUGUAUUUCCUUCUUUGUUUUAAUGUAGCUAUGUGGGGUUGCCCUGGGCAAAGCGACUGACACAUUUAAUAAAUAAAAUAAACACUUUCCAUUAUUUAACUUGAGUAUGGAAGAAUUGAUGUGAUGGGGGAAUCUGUGUAAUAACUAAUUAAUAUUAAGAAACCUUGCAUGGGUGUAGUCAGGAUUUAUUUUAGGCGGGCAGGCUUUAUGUAGUGGGGGCCAGAAACGAGUUACCUGCAAUUGGUCAGUUAAGUAUUUUUAUUUAUUUACUUGAUGGGGGGGCAGAUGCGCCCCAAGCACCCUCCUGGGUAUGCCCAGGAGACCUUGUGAGAACACAUCCUGUGUUGACACCAGCUCACUUCAGUUGCAUUAGCUGUUUCAUAAUACACCUUUUGAGGACCUUGCCAUAGUCUUGAAAAGUGGCAAAAUGAUAAUGGAGUUCCCCCCUACACCCCAAACCUCUCUUUUCAGUGUUGGCUUAUAUAGGUGAGUUGAGGAUUUCAACCAGCAAUAUCAGGGAUGGUAAAUAUGGAUGUGUAGUUUUGCAAGAGCAGUGAUUCUGUGAACCAUACGCUUUAGGCAGAAGUUGCACAUUUCUCAGGAGAACAGACUUCCCAGUAAAUAUGAAUAAUCAGCUUGCCCCUUUGCGAAACUUUGAGAGCUUUUGGCAGUUGUUGUCCGUCCCCCCCCCACCCCCCCUUUCUUCCUGUCAUCGUGAGCGUGGCUUGGAAAAAAACGAAGAAUACAGAAAGGAUAGUCUUGCAUGGCUGUGACCCUUAUUAUUUCCUUGUUGUGUGCCUGCCGAAUCCGUGUUUGCUCGCGUUUGUUUCCUAGGUCUUCCUCGGAGCGUUGUUGUGUCCGUGUGGCUGCUGCGUUUAGUCAGUGUGUGUGUGUGUCCCUCCCACAUAGCCCACCCCUUUUCGGCUCCAAGCCACACCCACGAGCUUGGAAGUCCUUAGCCGCUUUCGCCCCCAAGGUAAUAGCCUUUUAAGCAAGGCAGCGAAAGCGAUCGCAGCGCCUCCACUUCCAAGCGACCAGCUUCACUCGCGGCGUGCGCCUUGCGCGCGUGCAGUCGAGAAGCUUUGCAUGUGGGGGCGCAGCCAAGCCAAGCCCCCUGCGCGUCUGCUGUGGGAGGCGCGGAAUAUCUCCAACUCUUCCAGGAUCAUCAUAAUCACAAGCGCACCAUUACUAUUUUCAUCAUCAUCAUCGCCACUACCAUUCCUUGUCUGAUCUGCCGCCCGCUUCCACGCCAAACGGAUUGUUUCCGGAGGGGGAGAUGUACGACUGCAUGGAGGCGUUCGCCGUCACCCCGCGGCAACUCUACGAUGUUACCAACCGGAGCCCGUGCAUGCUGCGGAAGUCAAGCCCGUGUUUCAUGGGCUUGGAUCCCUUCGGGUGGCCCCAGCCGGCCAGCUUGCAAUCGGUGGAGACACAGAGCACAAGUUCGGAGGAGAUGGUGCCUAGCUCCCCCUCUCCGCCCCCACCCCCACGUGUCUACAAACCUUGCUUCGUCUGCAACGACAAAUCAUCCGGCUAUCAUUACGGGGUCAGCUCCUGCGAAGGCUGCAAGGGCUUCUUUCGUCGAAGCAUCCAGAAAAACAUGGUCUACACCUGCCACCGGGACAAGAACUGUCAGAUCAACAAGGUCACCCGCAACCGCUGCCAGUAUUGCCGCCUACAAAAGUGCUUUGAGGUUGGCAUGUCCAAAGAAGCCGUGAGGAACGACCGCAACAAGAAGAAAAAAGAUGUGAAGGAGGAGGUUGUGGUGGACAGCUACGAAAUGACACCCGAGCUGGAAGAACUCAUCCAGAAGGUCAGCAAAGCUCACCAGGAAACCUUCCCUUCCCUCUGCCAGCUGGGCAAAUAUACAACGAACUCUAGCGCAGACCACAGAGUACAGCUGGACCUGGGGCUGUGGGACAAGUUCAGUGAGCUAGCCACCAAGUGCAUUAUCAAGAUUGUGGAGUUUGCCAAACGCCUGCCAGGCUUCACCACCCUCAGCAUCGCCGACCAAAUCACCCUGCUCAAGGCGGCCUGCCUAGACAUCUUGAUGCUCCGUAUUUGCACCCGCUACACCCCAGAGCAGGACACCAUGACCUUCUCGGAUGGGCUGACCCUGAACCGCACCCAGAUGCACAAUGCUGGAUUUGGGCCCCUCACGGACCUGGUCUUUGCCUUUGCUGGGCAGCUGCUGCCUCUUGAGAUGGACGACACAGAAACAGGACUGCUCAGCGCCAUCUGCCUCAUCUGUGGAGAUCGAAUGGACCUGGAAGAGCCAGAGAAAGUGGACAAGCUACAAGAGCCACUUCUGGAAGCCCUGAAGAUCUACGCUCGCCGACGUCGACCCAACAAGCCUUACAUGUUCCCCCGCAUGCUGAUGAAGAUCACUGACCUGCGGGGGAUCAGCACCAAAGGGGCCGAACGAGCCAUCACCCUUAAGAUGGAGAUCCCUGGUCCCAUGCCACCGCUCAUCCGAGAGAUGCUGGAAAACCCCGAGAUGUUUGAAGACGAGUUGUCGCAGCCCCCACCACUGGCAGAACCCCCCAGCUCUGAGGAAAGCCCUCCAGAUGCCAAGAGCCAGGAGGAGGAGGAAGAGGAGGAGGCGGCCCCCUAGCAUCUCAAAGACAGCCAGGAUCUAGGCUAGGAAAGGCUGGGAGAAGGGAAAAAAGAAAACCCUUUUCACAUCUAUCUCCUCCGUCCUUCCCGCUGCCCAUUUCCUCCAGGACUCUUUGCCUUAAUACUCGGGCCUUUCCUGCAGGCCGCCGGAGUUGGGUGUCACGGCAACACUCCAGACCAACUAGGGAGGCUCCACAUUCCCCCCUCUUCGGCUGUGUUUGGUGACUUCUCGGGCGGUGUUGGAUGCCUCUUGCCUUAAACCUUUCCCCCUGCAGGGCCCUUGGAUGUAUAUUCUAAACUCGCCUUUGCCCCUCGAACCCCAGAGCUUUGCCAAAAGCCCCAGGCCGCCUGUCCAGUUGUGUCAGGUGCCCUCAAGCCAAAUAUCCGGGACCCGGGAAAGCCCCCAAGGGGCUUGGACUGGGAGACCUCUCCUUUCAAAACGGGAGGAGCUCCCACUGUGCAAUCCGCCCCCCCUCGCACUCCUGCCUGUGGGAAGAGGGGCGCCUCGAGAGCCGAGAGAGAAAGACUCUGCAACGUGUGCCCCCAAACACACACCACACCACACUCCUGGCCUCCUCCCUCCCUCGCGACCCGGUCCACCAUCCCGGCUGGAUGCGAACUGUACCCUCCCAAGCCAGGAACCCAGGCAUCCGGGACACUAUUUAUUCUAGUCUCUGGAGGCGGGCAGAGGGAUGACAUUUCUCUCCCGCAUCUCACCCUGCCCCCAAAUGCACACAAGGAUCUCGGACCAAUGACUAUGUGGGAUGGGGAGAGGGAAGCCAGGAUUUCAGCAUACAUAUAUCCCUGUUGUGGGAUUUCUGGACGUGUGUGUGUGUGUGUGUGUGUGUGUGUAUGUAUGUUCAUGACCAUCUCUUGUGGAUUCCAAGGGGUUGUGGAGUCUUUGUUUUUGAGGGAGGUGAGUUUCAUGGGCGGGGGGGGGGGGAGGGUGUCUUUUUUUGUUUUUUGUUAGCUGUAUAAACUGCUUAUGUUUUAUUGUUGGGGCAGAAAUCAAUCCCGUAGCAGGUGUGUGUGUGUGUAAGGGGGGUGGGGGAGAAGAGGGGCAGCAGUCCUUCCUUCCUCCCCCCCUCCCAAGGCAGAGGGGGCGGCAGGGGGCGUGGCUUGCUGUCUCUGUUCUCGCUUGGGAUGCUUUUGACCCCGGUGCUAAGGAUUCUGGGAAACAGACCCCAAAGGACACUAGAUACCAAAGAUAUUGAGGGAAAGGGUGAGGGUCGGGGGUGCCAGAGCUGCAGACUUGAACCCAUUUCCUGUCCCUCAGGGCCCUCUGCUCCCCCCUUACCCACAACCUCCCCCUCCCCAGCGAGAACCAGCUGCUCUCUGCUAAGGUUGUGUGGAAAGGGGGACCUGGCGGGGAGGGGGUGGGACACUGUUUACCUUAACUGGCAAAGUUUGCUUCCCCAGCACUUUGAUAAAGGGGAAGGGACGGGUCACUCCUGCUAUAGGAAGCUUGGUUUCCCCUCUCCAAGAUGGGGAGGAGACCUGCUUUGCUCCACAGCUCCAAUGGACCAAAUAUGGGAUGCUGCAAAUGCUCUUUCUUUUCCUCCCCAGAGGGCAAAAGACUUGCAGAAAGCGUCUCCCACCUCCCCUUUCCCUGUGCUCCUAGCAACACGAAAUGAAUGAAACCCUAACACUACAAGAAGUGAGGGGUGCUUUUGCUGAUGUUUCGCCAUUAGCAGCUGCGAUUCCAUCUCACCCUACCGUAGGUCUGCUUCAUCAGUGGGGGGAGAGAGAGAAAGAGAGGCAGCACCUCCCCCCCCCCUUUGCAGGAGUUUGCAUCACAACUGAGGGAGAGCAAUAACUCCCCCAUCGCAGUGGGGGGGGGGAAGGAGGGGAGAGGGCAACCCACCCUUUUCUAAGCCUCUCCCCUCUGCUGCUUUGGGAACGAGAGCUGAAGCUUCUGCUGCCCCUUGCUGGCCAUGAACGGGGCAAGACUUUUGGCAGAUUUAUUUAUUUGCCUAUGUUUACACCAGGGGGGUGGGUAGCACGGAGAGUUGCACCUUCACCCCCACCCCAGAGCAGGCGAUGAGGCGGGUGGAACAGCGCCCCCCACCCAAAGGAACAAGAGGCUCUGCCGAGAACUGCCUUGGCUUCUUCCCCCAGUCGUUUUAAGCUGCCAAUAUGAAAUAAAACAAGUUAAUGAAAUAAAUACCCCAGGCCUUAAGAUGGGGUCUGUUUGCUGUGGGGCGGGAUGGAGAAGAGGGUGAAGCCCUUCCGUGAUGUUUACAGACCAGCUUUCCAUGGUGUUUUAGAGGAAUCUCUCCUGCCCCCGCACUCCCAGCUGUGCCGCAGAAGAGGGGACUUUUCUAUUUUUGCAAAAUAAAGUGAAAGAAACUCAAAAACACGGCUUUUGAAUUUUAUUUGUCUCUCAGACAGUGUGUGUGCUUGGGUCUCUGUUGUGUAUUUUUUAACCCUGCUCCAAAUUUUAAAAACUGCUUAGAAUUUGGAUCCUGGUGUGGUGUGGAACAGCAGCUUUUUCUGAGACCCACCACCAGAGGUUGAAACAACAGCCAUCCAUUUCUGGAUCAAGGCAAGUCUGGAUUACAUAACCUUUGUUUCAUAAUAGUUCUGCUCUCCUUAGCAACCCAUUCUGACAGUAGCCUAGAACAUUUUCUAAAUAAGCAAUAUCUCAGCAAGGCUUAGGCUUACCUCUUGGUUGAUUCCAACACCUACGAUUUGAAAAGGUGGGUGUUUAUUAAUUAAUGUUUUUCAUAUCUGUAUAGGGUGUUUUUUCAUUUCUGUAUAGGGUGUCCAGCUUGGUCAGGUAUGGGAAACCUGUGUCACUACAAACGUUGCUGGAC
Zootoca vivipara (common lizard) is the source of this 5608-nucleotide messenger RNA. RefSeq names its product retinoic acid receptor gamma (gene RARG). Gene Ontology annotation, molecular function: zinc ion binding; nuclear receptor activity; nuclear glucocorticoid receptor binding. The record is from RefSeq and is a predicted model, not a curated record. NCBI's taxonomy places the organism in Eukaryota, Metazoa, Chordata, Lepidosauria, Squamata, Lacertidae. Gene Ontology annotation, biological process: cellular response to corticotropin-releasing hormone stimulus; regulation of transcription by RNA polymerase II; retinoic acid receptor signaling pathway. Gene Ontology annotation, cellular component: transcription regulator complex; nucleus.